CUGUAUCUGACAGGAACCUGAGGGGCUGGCCCGGGAGGGUUUUGGGGCCCGGCUUCCUGAAGGGAGGAUGGGCUAAGGCAGGCACACAGUGCCGGAGAAGAUGCCCUCCUGGGCCCUCUUGAUGAUCACCUCCUGCCUCUUCCUGGCCCCCCAAAACCCAGCACAAGUCACCAACCAAGAUGCUUCCUUACUGGCCUCGGACUCGGAGCCCCUGAAUUGUUUUUCUCGAACAUUUGAGGACCUCACUUGCUUCUGGGAUGAGGAAGAGACAGCACCCAGUGGAAUAUACCAGCUGCUGUAUGCCUACCCAGGGGAGGAGCCCCGUGCCUGCCCCCUGAGUUCCCAGAGUGUGCCCCCCUUUGGAACCCGAUACGUGUGCCAGUUUCCAGCCCAAGAUGAAGUUCGCCUCUUCUUUCCGCUGCACCUCUGGGUGAAGCAUGUGUUCCUGAACCAGAAUCUGACCCAGCGGGUGCUAUUUGUGGAUAGAGUGGGCCUGCCAGCUCCCCCCAGUAUCAUCAAAGCCACUGGUGGGAGCCGGCCAGGGGAACUUCAGAUCAGCUGGGAGGCCCCAGCUCCCGAAAUCAGUGAUUUCUUGAGGCACGAACUCCGCUAUGGCCCCAAGGAUCCCAGGAAUUCUACUGGUCCCACAGUCAUGCAGCUGCUGUCCACAGAAACCUGCUGCCCAGCUCUGCGGAGGCCAAACCCAGCCACAGCUCUGGACCAAUCUGCAUGUUCUCAACCUUUGAUGCCCCAAAAGGAUGGACCAGAGCAGACUUCCCCAACUAGAGAAGUUCCAUCUCUAACAGUGAUGGGUGGAAGCUGCCUCAUCUCAGGGCUCCAACCUGGGAACUCCUACUGGCUCCAGCUGCGCAGCCAACCUGAUGGGGUCUCCCUCCAAGGCUCCUGGGGACCCUGGUCCCUCCCUGCAACCAUGGACCUGCCUGGGGAUGCAGUGGAAAUUGGACUGCAAUGCUUUACUCUGGACUUGAAGAAUGUCACCUGUCAGUGGCAGCAACAGGACCAUGCUAGCUCCCAAGGGUUCUUCUAUCACAGCAGGCCACAGUGCUGCCCGAGAGACAGGGACCCCAUCUGGGAGAAGUGUGAAGAGGAGGAGAAAAAUCCAGAAUUACAGCCCUCCCAGUUCACCCGCUGCCAUUUCAAGUCACGAAAUGACAGUGUGAUUCAUAUCCUUGUGGAGGUGACCACAGCCCAGGGUGCUUUUCACAGUUUCCUGGGGUCCCCUUUCUGGAUCCAUCAGGCUGUGCUCAUCCCCACUCCCAAUUUGCAUUGGAGGGAGGUCUCCAGUGGGCAGCUGGAAUUGGAAUGGCAGCACCCAUCAUCCUGGGCAGCCCAAGAGACCUGCUAUCAGCUCCGAUACACAGGAGAAGGACAUCAGGACUGGAAGGUGCUGGAGCCGCCUCUCGGGGCGCAGGGAGAGACUCUGGAGCUGCGCCCGCGCUCCCGCUACCGUUUACAGCUGCGCGCCAGGCUCCACGGCCCCACCUACCAAGGCCCCUGGAGCGCCUGGUCAGACCCAGUGAGGCUGGAGACCGCUUCCGAGAUGGCCUGGAUCUCCUUGGUGACCGCUCUGCUACUGGUGUUGGGCCUCAGCGCCCUCCUGGGCCUGCUGCUGCUGAGGUGGCAGUUUCUUGAGCACUACAGGAGCUUGAGGCAUGCCCUGUGGCCCUCACUUCCAGACCUGCACCGGGUCCUAGGCCAGUACCUUAGGGAUACUGCAGCCUUGAGUCUGCCCAAGGCUGCCGUCUCAGAUGCCUAUGAGGAAGUGGAACCCAGCCUCCUUGAAAUUCUACCUAAGUCCUCAGAGAAGACUCCCUUGCCCCUAUGUUCCUCCCAGGCCCAGAUAGACUACCGAGGAUUACAGCCCUCUUGCUUGGGGACCAUACCCCUGUCUGUGUGCCCACCUGUAGCUGAGAUGGGGUCCUACUGUACCACUCACAUUGCCAACCAUUCCUACUUACCUUUGACCUGUUGGCAGGCCCCUCACUCCCAGUACCCUGGACAGGUCCAAACCCUCUAGACCUUUCUUCCCAACCUCUCUACCCACUCCACCCCACCCCCAUACCAUAUACAUCUCGGACCUCAUUUCCAUCCCCCUUGUUGAUCCUCAUAGCUGGAAUUCAUGACACUGAUCUUUCAGUACCGCUGACAUAAAGCCAGGACUCUAUUACCUUAGGCAAAGUUCACUUGACUAAGCUCCUCUAAAUCCCACCUUCUUUCUCCUCUUUAAUGCCAAAUUCUUCACUUCCUCACUUCUCAUUUGCUCUUCGGACUAUUUCAAUUAGUUCCCCUACUACCACUUUGCUAAUGAAUCUGCUCAGGCAAAGUUCACCUCAAACUUUCUAAUUGUAAGACCCAAUAGGAUCUUGUUAACCCAAUCUCUCUGUGGAUUUGUCAUGUGACUACCUGUUUCUCCUUUAAAUUCUCUCCUACCUUGACUUCCAUAACAUCACUGUCUCUUCUGGCUCCUGCCUGUUUGAGUAUACUGGUAGUUAAGAAUGUAAACUCUGGAGUCAGCACUGGGUUCAAUUCCUGUCAACCCACUUACUAUCUGUGGGCAAAUAAAGUCUUUGAGUCUGUUUCCAAUCUAUAAAACAGGGGUAACAGAACCCUACAGAGUUGUGAAGAGAAUUAAUUAAGAUAAUCUAAGUAAAGCACAGUGCCUAGGAUAUAGUAAAUGUUUAACAUAUCUAAACAAUCAUUCUUGUUCUCUUACUCUGGCAUCUUCCACUCCUUAAUUAUUGCAGUCCCUCAAAAGUCCAUUCUUAACACAGUUUCCAGUUCCACCCACUUUCAUGGCCUUUACUCUAUGCUAACUAUUCCAAAGUCCUUGUCUCCAGCCCAUACUUCUACCAUAGCACCUGUCAUGCCUUAUGCAAGUAACUGUUACAGGUCUCCUGCUACUAUAUUGUGAGCUCCUUGAGGGCAAGAUGUGUGAUUUAUUUGUCUUUCCCCUCCAGCACCUAGAGUAGUGCUUGGUGCAUGGCAGUUGGCCUUCAACAAAUGUUUUCUAAAUGAAUGAAAUAUUUCUGGACACCACCAUCUUAACCCCAUGCUAACCUCCCUCAUCUUCUAAGCCAUUCAUAUACAGCAGUAAAUGUGCUUAUGCCAUUCUGGCUCCGGAUUCCUCUGACCCAUUCAAACUCUCAAACAAAUGGAUUGGUUUUUUUUGUUUGUUUCUUUCUUUCUUUUUUCUAGCUCCAAACAUACCACUGUAUCAAUCAGGGUCUUGGCAAAAAUAGAUGGCACACUCAAACUGGAUAUCUUAAUGAGAGUUUAAUAAAGAGCAUAUUUAUAAAGAUGAGGCAGGAUUUAGGAAAACCAUCAAGGAAUAGUGUAGUACCCCAGGGCUAAAAACAGCUGGGAGCUGGUUCCAUCCCUAGGCAUCAAGGAGUAAGGGGAGAGAGUGGUUACUAGAUCUGGAGAGAGCACCUGUAAGAGAAGGCUACCUGGCAGGAGCAGUAGCCUUUGGUAGAGAGAUACAGUCAACCUAUUAAGACAUGGCAGAGAGGGAGCCAGGGGAAUAAAUAGCUGAAGCUCACUCUUAUCCCAUCCUCUGAUCUAUGUAUUAAUUUGCUAGGGCUGCCGUAACAAAGUACCACAAACUUGGGGGCUUAAACAACAGAAAUGAAUUG
Molecule: messenger RNA, 3653 nt
Organism: Pteropus alecto (black flying fox)
Lineage: Eukaryota; Metazoa; Chordata; Mammalia; Chiroptera; Pteropodidae
Gene: MPL
Product: MPL proto-oncogene, thrombopoietin receptor
Exons: 12
Coding region: 101-2038 (645 amino acids)
Biological process (GO): positive regulation of cell population proliferation; hemopoiesis; cytokine-mediated signaling pathway
Cellular component (GO): external side of plasma membrane; membrane
Molecular function (GO): cytokine receptor activity; protein binding
Source: RefSeq, a predicted model, not a curated record